Molecule: messenger RNA, 1529 nt
Organism: Thalassophryne amazonica
Lineage: Eukaryota; Metazoa; Chordata; Actinopteri; Batrachoidiformes; Batrachoididae
Gene: pjvk
Product: pejvakin
Exons: 6
Coding region: 306-1418 (370 amino acids)
Biological process (GO): programmed cell death
Cellular component (GO): cytoplasm
Source: RefSeq, a predicted model, not a curated record
CCAGCAGCUUAGACCAGCCAAUCCUGUUCUGAAUAUUGAUCCAGAUCUGGUGUAGUUUUCUGUAGCUCAGCUGUCAUGUGACAGGAAGAAGUGGUAUAAGAGUGACCUAUCAGGUUCUCUCACACCUCGUCCCAUAUUGCCUUACACACUCUGUACAUUAUUAAUCAUCUCAUGAGUCUGAAAGAACACCUGCAGCCCGGCAAACAACACCAACAAAGUCACAAUAACGUCUACGAAUUUAUGUGGAGAUUUCUGAACACAGGAGCAUAAAUUUGGCUGAGCUUGACACUAAUGAAUCAGUUGACAUGUUCGCUGCAGCCACUAAGAACUUUGUGAAGCAGGUUGGAGACACAGGGCGGUUGAUUCCUGUCCCAAGCCUGAGCGAGGCAGACCGGUACCAGCCCCUCAGCCUGGUCACUAGGAAGAGGAAGAGGCACUUCUGGAAGAAAACCAAAUAUGCCUCCACACCUUUCUCACUGAAAGACAUUCUAGUCGGGGAAAAGGAGAUCACAGCAGGAGUUUCCUCUUACCAGCUCCUCAACUAUGAGGACAAAUCUGAUGUUGCCCUCAACGGUAGAUUAGGAAACCACAUCAUCAACGAUGUGGGAUUCAACAUCAGUGGAUCUGACUCUGUGGCCGUCAAAGCCUCCUUCGGCAUCGUGACCAAACAUGAGCUUGAGGUGCCCACUUUACUGCGAGAACUCAACUCCAGGAAAGUGGAUCUUGAUCACUGCCUGAUUCGUCAGUCCAAAGAGAGUGGGCGAAGUAUUCUGUGUGUCGUCGUGGAGAGCAUCCGCACCACACGCCAGUGUUCCCUGACUGUUCAUGCUGGGAUGAGAGGGACCACCAUGAGGUUUCAGAUUGACGAUGGCAGAAACCCAAAAGGUCGAGACAAGGCCAUCAUCAUCCCGGCUCACACCACCAUCGCCUUCAGCAUCUGUGAGCUGUACAUUCGAUUGGACGGGCGGCUUGAUAUCUGUGUAACACCCGAGUCCUCUGGUGGAUUUGAGAGGGAGCAGAUCAGGGAGCAGCUUGGUGGUUUCAUCGGACGUGUCUCCUUGGGCCGACUGCGUAGGUUCCUGUCUGGGAUCAUCUACGGAAACCCCUUCAGGGCGGAUGAUCGAACCUUCGAGGAGCUCACGCACUCCGACACCUACAUGGAUGACGUGGUGACUGACUACUACGAGAAAGCUGCCAGUAUGACGGACCUGUCCACCACAUAUCUGAGGGAGGGCUCCCACACCCGCGUUAACCUCCUCAACCACAACAUCCCCAAGGGGCCAUGCGCUCUGUGCGGCAUGGGGAACCAGAAGCGGGAAACAGUCUACGGCUGUUUGGAGUGCUCAUCCGGGAGCCAGAAAUACGUCCGCCUGCACGUGGUGCCCUGCUUCGACCUCUGGCACAAAACGCUGAGGUGAAAGCCUCAUGCUUGUAGCGGAGUUGAAAGUGAACAAAGUUACUGAUCUUUUAUUUCUAACCGGUGUGAGAUUAUUAAUAAAGUUUUGUGGGAAACUGUGAUGUUUUAUAUA